GGUCAACUGUAUUUAAACCUUUCACUUCGGAGAUAUUUCACUGACUGAAGACACAACUUUGACUUAACAAAAUGCAGACGAUUGUUAGAUUGGUGGUCCUGGCUCUAGCAGCUGUCAUUCAAGUCUCUCUUGCUCAAGAUGAAUAUUUCGUUGGAGACUUCAGAGAGCCGCCCGCUCAAGAGGGAGAGAUCAUUUAUGCCAACUCCGAAGAGAUCGAAGAGGCUUUCAACAAAUCACUCACCAACAACAAGAAAAACAAUGCGCGUGCUCUAGGAGACGACGAAAUCAAGAAACUCAGCGAGCAGCUCAGCGCUGUGGACUUUGAGACUGAUGUCGACGACUUACUUGAGGGUAUCGACGUCAAGCUGGAGACUGCUGAAGAGCUCGCGCGUAGUACCGACAUCAGUGAAGCGAACAAUUACCUGAGGGCUUACGCCCAGUCCAACUGGGUUGUUUAUAAGUGCUGCCCAAGAAAACAGAACUACCAAUGUGGGGUCAACACCCAACUCUUGCCACCUCAGCGGCACUGGCUCUACGGCUGGUGCUACCCUCUGAGGAAAAUCUUCAUUAGAACAUGCAACUGUGUACAAUGCUCAAGGUUGUGUCCUUACUGCAUCCAAGAAGGUCGGUGCCGACCUCGUUUCUCUCCGGUGUCCUACGUCGCCGUUUGCUGGAAGAAGUUCUGGCCCAUCCUCGUGCACCUCCAAACGGUGAUCCCAACCAGCUGUUACUGCGACGCCCCUGCUUGUUAGCUUGAUGACGUCAUCCACUGGGACUGAUACAAUUUUUGUUUUCAUUUAAAUAUAGUCUUUGAUUCAGAUAAAUAUAUAGUCUUUUAGUUUUGUUUACUUAUGUGUUAUAAUUAAUCCUAAGUGUACACUAAGCAGCACUUACGCUUUCUUAUUGUUUGAAAUACUGUGGGUUUUAUACAAGGAAUAAAGUUUUCUGCUAUUUCCAA
This is a messenger RNA of Biomphalaria glabrata, 958 nucleotides long. RefSeq lists its product as uncharacterized. Bases 72 to 752 code for a protein of 226 amino acids. Lineage: Eukaryota; Metazoa; Mollusca; Gastropoda; Planorbidae. The transcript is spliced from 5 exons. The record is from RefSeq and is a predicted model, not a curated record.